UGCCAAGAUUGAUUAGAUCCAGUCAAGUCCUCUACUUAGAAGAAUAAAUAUAUUUCUCAAUACAUCACCCUUUCUUGUUUUCAAUCUAAUCUUAAUCCUUCCAAAAGUUCCUCACAGCAACCAAAACCCAUCUUUGUGAUCUUUCCAUAUGUUGAACCCUUUUGUUUGUGGCACUUUCCAUCACCAAGAAGAAGAUGGUGGAGCAUGUUCAAGCCCCAGGAAGUCCAAAAGAAAAGGUAACAACCCAUACUCCAAUCGAGGCUUAGACAAGUUUUCUGCACUUUUGGCUGAUCUUAACGAGAGAAGGCAAAAGGUUUACUCACAGAUGAGUCCUCAGGAUAUAUCUAUCGUUCGAUUUGCGUAUUCCAGCAAUGAUGAUUUCGUUCCCAUCGUGGUCAAAGUGAAGAACAAGGAACAGAAAAAACACAAGAGCGAAGAACUCAGAGUUAGACAUUUCACACCUUUCUUGGAGCAAUUGGAGAAACCUAAUGAAGCCACAGUGGAAGAAAGAAAGCAACCCAAGUUGGAAUCUCAUAAGAAGAAUUAUGGGUUUUCUUGGAACAUGUUGAAGAGGCCUUCUUUUUAUGUGCCAUUGGUUAUGGUAUUGAUUUUGGUUUUCUUGACCGUGUUUGGGAGAUCCUUUGCAACACUUUGCACUUGUGUUAUGUGGUAUGCGGUCCCCAUAUUGAGUGGUGAUAGCUCGAAUCCUAGGAAAUUGAAGAAGAAAGAUAAUAAUAGUGAAAAGAAGAUGGUGAAAACUGAUCAAGGGUUACUUUCUCCAAGGAAACAUGGCCACCAGAAAAGCUGGUGAAGAUCGAUUAUCUGAUAUAAUUCGUUCUUUUUUUAAUGGUUUUUCUUCCAUUUCCCUUUUCUUCGUUAGUAUGUGUAAAUAUGUACACGUUUUCUUGGUGACGUUCUUGAGACAGGUUGAAAAUUCAAUACUUCUCUUGAUGGCGUUUUCCCAGUGUAAAUUGUGUAGAGAGAUUGGGCUCGUAUAUAUAAUGAUGUAUAUGGAGCAUUCAUGAUUUUGUAAAGUUCUUUAAAAUCAAACGCGAUGAUGAUAAUUCCAGUCUCGAGGCUUUUAAAGAACAUUAAGUAUACAUUCUGAUUAAACAGCUAACAUUU
Molecule: messenger RNA, 1125 nt
Organism: Abrus precatorius (Indian licorice)
Lineage: Eukaryota; Viridiplantae; Streptophyta; Magnoliopsida; Fabales; Fabaceae
Exons: 1
Coding region: 149-811 (220 amino acids)
Source: RefSeq, a predicted model, not a curated record